Messenger RNA from Chelonoidis abingdonii (Abingdon island giant tortoise), 727 nucleotides. RefSeq lists its product as uncharacterized. NCBI's taxonomy places the organism in Eukaryota, Metazoa, Chordata, Testudines, Testudinidae. The record is from RefSeq and is a predicted model, not a curated record. Gene Ontology annotation, molecular function: 8-oxo-dGDP phosphatase activity.
UCCGCGUCGGGAGGUCUGACCUCGGCCCUCUCCCCAGGCUCGUCCCGGGACCGGUGCCUGCCGUUCCUGGUGGCCGGGCAGCGUGUGGGCUCCGUGCCCACCCCGGUUGCCCAGCGGCUCCAGGGUUACCCGGCCGUGUUCACCGUGAGCCCCGAGCCCAGGGGGCCCGGCCGCGUCGAGCUCCACCCGCAGCUGGCGUCCCAUGAGGCGCGCACGGCCGCCGUGGGGCAGGUGCUCACGGAGCUGCGGGACCUGGCGGUUUUCCCGUGUCUGCAAGAAUGGAGAGACGAGCACUAUGAGGUGAUGCCCCGGUUCUGUGACCCGCCUCUGUUCAGCAUGGAGCGUGCGGCCACAGCGCUGCUGGGGGUUCGCUGCUACGGCGCCCACCUGAACGGCUACACCCGGCGUGGGGGCCACCCCUGCAUGUGGCUGGGCCGCCGCGCCCUCACCAAGCCCACCUACCCCGGCCGGCUGGACAACCUGGUGAGGGGGGGUGCUGUGGGGGAGGGGUAAGAAGGAAUCCCUGCCCCCAUAGCAGGGGGGUGGUUCUGUGACAGCUGACUGCACCCAUGGGUCUCCCCUAGGCAGAGAACCGGGGGGUGGGGAGACAGACGUGUAUGACUCAGGGGAAAGUACCACGCCAGAGGGCCCCCGGGGGGAGGGUACCACGCCAGAGGGGCCCCGGGGGAGGGGAGGUCCACGCCGGAGGGGCCCCGGGGGAGGUACC